Molecule: messenger RNA, 10021 nt
Organism: Hippocampus zosterae (dwarf seahorse)
Lineage: Eukaryota; Metazoa; Chordata; Actinopteri; Syngnathiformes; Syngnathidae
Gene: sema6bb
Product: sema domain, transmembrane domain (TM), and cytoplasmic domain, (semaphorin) 6Bb
Exons: 17
Coding region: 16-2661 (881 amino acids)
Biological process (GO): negative chemotaxis; positive regulation of cell migration; axon guidance
Molecular function (GO): chemorepellent activity; semaphorin receptor binding
Source: RefSeq, a predicted model, not a curated record
UGCAAUACUGUUACCAUGGCGACAACGGCCCCUCCCUCUCUCCUCCUGCUCUGCUGGCUGCUCCGAACAGCCUGCUCCGCGUUCCCCGAGGAACCGGGCCCUUUAAACUUCAUCCCCACUGAAGUGUCAAGACGCUAUCCGGUGUUCCUGGGCCGUCCGCACCACACGUGGCAGAGACAAGAGCCUCUACAUAUCCAGAGGGUCAUCCAAGUCAACCGAACGCUCUACAUUGGAGCCAGGGAUGACCUUUUCCGCGUGGAGCUGGACAUUGCCGCCGCAGAUGAGAUGUUCUACAGCAAGAAAAGAACAUGGGAGUCCAACAAGAACGACAUCAGGAUCUGCAGGAUGAAGGGCAAGCAUGAGGACGAAUGUCGGAAUUUCAUGAAGGUACUCCUCAGUAGGCCCGGUGGCCUGUUUGUGUGCGGCACCAACGCUUUCAACCCGCUCUGUGCCAACUAUACCGGGGACACUCUGGAAAUGGUCAGUGACCCCGUCAGCGGAAUGGCCAGGUGCCCUUACGACCCCAAACACGCCAACGUGGCCUUGUUUGCAGAGGGAAAUCUGUUUACGGCCACCGUGACGGACUUCUUGGCCAUUGACGCGGUCAUCUACCGGAGCCUCGGAGACAAUCCGGCUCUUCGCACCAUCAAGCACGACUCCAAGUGGUUCCGAGAGCCUUUCUUCGUCAGUGCUGUGGAGUGGGGCCCUCACAUCUACUUCUUUUUCCGAGAAAUCGCCAUGGAGUUUAAUUACCUGGAAAAGGUUGUGGUGCCCCGUGUGGCCCGGGUGUGUAAGCGCGACCGGGGCGGAUCUCAGCGCGUGCUGGAGAAGCAGUGGACGUCCUUCCUGAAGGCCCGACUCAACUGCUCCGUGCCGGGAGAUUCCCACUUCUACUUCAACAUGCUGCACUCCACAAGUCCCGUCAUUAACAUGCACGGCCGUGACAUCAUCCUCGGCGUCUUCUCCACACCGGCAAACAGCAUCCCCGGCUCGGCCGUGUGCGCCUUUGACAUGGAGCAGUUGGCCGCCGUGUUCGACGGCCGCUUCAAAGAGCAGAAGUCAGCCGAGUCCAUUUGGACGCCCGUUCCCGAUGAAGUCAUCCCCAAGCCGAGACCCGGAGGUUGUGCCGUUCAGGGUUCCAAGUUCAAUUCGUCCAACUCGUUCCCGGAUGAGAUGCUUAAUUUUGUCAAGACGCAUCCGUUGAUGGAUGAGGCCGUCCCAUCACUUGGACAAAGGCCGUGGAUAGUCAAGACCAUGGUCAGAGGUGCAACACUGGAUGUAGGUUUAAAAACAAGGUACCAAUUGAAUAAGAUUGUGGUGGAUUCGGAAGCCGGACCGUACAGGAACCGCACGGUUCUGUUCUUGGGCUCCAGCCGGGGGACCGUCCUCAAGUUUCUCAUCAUGCCCAACCAGGACAACACGGUCACCAGCAGCAAUAUCUUCCUGGAGGAACUGGAGGGCUUCAACCCUGAAAAGUGCGCCGGUGACUCUCCGCAGGCCAGGCAGCUGUUGUCUCUGACUCUGGAUCGAGCGAGUCACACGCUCAUCUUGGCCUUCCCCUCCUGCGUGGCGCGAGUGCCCGUGGCACGCUGCCAGCUUUACUCGCGCUGCAUCAAGAACUGCAUCGCCUCCAGGGACCCAUACUGCGGCUGGACCAGAGGAAGCACCUGCUCUUUCCUGCGCCCCGGAACCAGGCUGCCGUUUGAACAAGACAUCGAGCAGGGAAACGUGGCUCACUUGGGCGACUGCGACGGAUUACUGAAAGAGACGUUCAUCAAGGAGCCAGACGGACUGGUGUCGGUCAACCUGCUGGUGGUAUCGGCCGUUUCGGCGUUCGCCACGGGCGCGCUCUUCUCCGGUCUCGCCGUCUGUUGGAUCAUGAGUCACCGCCACCGCCACGGCCGAGGAUCCGGCGCCAAAGGGGCCCGCCGCAAGAGCGACAAGGAGCAAAGCGUGCUCGGGCCGGCCCGCGCCGGCUCGGUGAUGAGCGUGACCAGGACCGGCGGCGGUGGCGGCGAGCGGCGCGACUCUCUGGCGGACAACCCGUUCGUCACGGCCAACGGGUGGCCCAAAGGAGACGUGGAUCCGGGUUUGCUUCCCACCCCCGAGCAGACGCCGCUGCAGCAGAAACGAGUCGUGCGCCUGCCCGACCCCGACUGGGACCGGAGCCAGACCUUCCUCACGGCCCUCGGGUCCCCUUGCCCCAACAACUCGGUCAUCUACCUGAGCUCCAAGUUCCUGCAGGGAAGCGGAGGCGGCGGCGGGAUGGUCCGGAUCGACGAGCCGGGCGAGGUUCUGUUGCCCCCGCAUGCCGAGCGCCAACGCUACCUGAUCCUUUCUGCCCAGCGGGGCGGGAACGGCGGGGGUGGCGGCGGCCGUCCGGCGGGCGCUCUGAGGAGCUCGGCGGGGGACUACAUCUACCCGAGCACACCGCAGGAGUCUCCGGACCGGCGGCGGGUGGUCUCGGCGCCCACCCCCCACAUGGACUACGGGGAGCCUCGCUGGAGCCACGAGACGCUCAACUACAACGGGGUGUCGUACCACCCCCAGCGCCAGGGGCUCAUCCGGCCGGAAAUGCACGGCCAUCGAGGGGGGCUCGGACAGCUGGCCGACUACAGCCACCUUCUGGUAAAGAGCGAGCGAACCCCUAGUGGCCAGUGAGGGAAUUGAAAGCUCUCUGACCGACUUGUUCCCUCCGGUGACUGGAAGAAACUACCCCCCCCCUCCACCCCCCCACCCUCUUACAACCACAAUCAGCCCUUACUUUCCCUGCCUGUCCCUUCUCGGCGUCAUUCAACCUUCUGAUGUCAUUCAGCUGACUGAAGAGAGAGAAGCGAAGCGAAAAGGGACACUUGAACUCAAAGGUGCCCUUUUCCUCCGCCGUUUGACGCAAUUCUCACUCCGCCGGUUGUGUCGAGGAGUCGGGGGGGUGCUCAAGGAAGCGCAAUCUCGGGGCAAAAUGACAGCGUGGAGACAAUGAUGGACGCUUUGGACUGGCAGAGGCACAAUCGGGGAUGGCUCCCUUCACCGCCGUGUAUAUUUUACUUUUUCGUGCUUUUCUCGCCCCUCCCCUCGCCUCGCCCACACUUUGGCUACGGGAGGUGCGCGUGUGUUUGUGUACGCCAGUGCGCUUGUGCGUAAAUGUUUUCGGGGGGUUGAAGCGAUUAGCCGGCAACUUUACCGCUCCCCAAACGCGUUUGAAGCUUGAAGUCAGUGAAUCGGCAACUCCCCCGCCGACGGUUCCCGAGCGGCAAACAAGCAGCGGGCCUCAAACGUUUCAAUAAUAUUAAUAAUGAUAAUAAUAAUAUAUAUUAAUAUUAUAUUAAUAAAAAUAAUAAUAAUAUUUCAAGAGACUGGCAACACGUGUCACUCGCAAACGAUGCAAGUCUUUCAACGGCCGUGUGACCGGGCGCUAGCUAACGCUAGCUACCUAGCAAUCCGCGCAACGCGGAAAAGAGAGAAUCGCGGCGAGCGGCGGAUGAUCAGCAUUCUCUUUAGUGUAAAAAUGAACGGUGAAUGUCGGCCGUAAUCGCGGCAAAACCCGACAGCGUUACGCUAAAGCGCACGUAGCGAGUUGGCGUCGUCGAUUAGUUUACCAAGUGUUUACACGUGAGUGGCGUGUGAGUACCUUCUGACGUUUGGCGACAUCAGCGAGGGAGGAAAAAAUCAACAAUUCAAUCCUGACUGGCUUGCCGCAUGUUCUGAACUCCCGCUUCCAUGUCAGGAAUGUAGAAGCGGUCGGUCAUAGUUGCCAAAGUUCAAAUUGCAGCUCAACUUCCUUUGCUAUUUCGACAAUAGCAUCGAGCUAAUCUGCGAUGCCGUCGUUAUUUCGAGACAUCGCUCAUCGACAAUUUCUUCCACCCAAAUGAAUUCUUGGCAAUCGAUUCAUGGAAUCAUCUGUUUUGAGUAUUUACCCCCCCCCUCCCCCCCGCAGGGAAGAGGUAAAAAAAAACCCUCGCGACGAGCCAUCCGGGGUGAGCUUGUCAUACCCGUUGAAAAGCUUCAAAUGCGCCAAGGAGAGCGAGAAUGAGCAAAAAUAAAACCAAUUAAAAAAAAUUUCCAAUCUCGUGAGCCGCGGCCGUCCGCCGCCGUCUGACUCGGGCUGCUCGGGAGCUCCGUUCAGGCCGCUCGUCGCCAACACUGAGCCUCUUUGUGCGCUAGCAAAUAGCCGUUAAGAGUUAGCGAGCGCGACUCCCGGAAUAUCAAUGAGGACGACGGGCAAGCCGAUCCGUCCGUCUUGGGAGAUAAGACGGGACGUAGCCCAGCCAAUAUCUGAAGCACUGAUCUCCAUUUGCAACCUAAUAUCUGUUUCAUGAAGAAAUUACUUCAAUGUCUUCCCCUUCCGUUUCGUCUCUUCGUUUGUUCGCGUUUCUCUUCGCCCAACUGCUUCAGGUGGAUUUUAACCUACUCAGAUUUCGGCCUCCGUGUUGCCGUGUCGAGUUUCUAAUCUGCCAAGGGAAUUUCUGAAAAAUUCACGCCGGCCCGUAAACUUAAAACAACAGUGGUGCUUUGAGAUAUGAGCGAUUGACACUGCGACCAUGUUCUCAAUUUUUUUUUUUCCUUUUGAAAUGAAGUCAUUCAUUCAUUCAUUCAUCUUCCGAGCCACUUGAUCCUCACUAGGGUCGCGGGGGGUGCUGGAGCCUAUCCCAGCUGUCUUCGGGCAGUAGGCGGGGGACACCCUGAACUGGUCGUCAGCCAAUCACAAGGCACACAGAGACGAACAACCAUUCACGCUCACACUCACACCUAGGGACAAUUUAGAGUGUUCAACCAGCCUGCCACGCAUGUUUUUGGAAUGUGGGAGGAAACCGGAGCACCCGGAGAAAACCCACGCAGGCCCGGGGAAAACAUGCAAACUCCACACAGGGAGGCCGGAGCUGGAAUCGAACCCGGUACCUCUGCACUGUGAAGCCCAUGUGCUAACCACUAGACUACCGGGCCGCCCCUGAAAUGAAUUCAAACACAAUGAAUCAUUUCCAUAUGGAAAAAUGCACUCAACAGUAUUGUCCUGUAUAAAAACACACAGAAAUAACAUUUGCGUAAACCAAUUAAUGUACCUAAUGAAAUGUCCUUUUGUUCUUCCUCCACGGGGUCUAUCGGCGCUUGACAAAACGAGCCGAAUGGUGCAUUGCCGUGACCCGGCAUGGAUUUAUCUAGAAUUGAUUUACAACGUGGCCCCGCGUGGCUUAAGCAAGAGCAUUUCAUAGUUCAUGGUUUUGACAUAAUGCAGACAAAUCUUUGAAUAGCACUCGGAGCUAUUUGUUAGCCUUAAAAGAGAACAUUCAUCAGCGCAUUCUUCCCGGUAGCGCUCAUCUCAGACUUAUUGGUACAAACGUGCGCAACACACUUUGGCAUUUUUGAGAGAAAAUCAUGUAAAAAAAAAAAAAUGCUGCGGAGAAAUCAAAGUAUUCAAGUUCGGUGAGCUUCGCGAACGGCAAUGCAAGAUGGCCGCCAGUGGCUUCACUUCGCGCUUGGGCAAGUAAUCGGUAUUUUCAGUCUGUCGUCACGCUCGUAUGGGAUUACGUAUUAUUCGGUUUUGUAAAAUAAUCUGAUUUUAAAUUCAUCCUUAAAAACAAAUGCGAACAUGGCCGCUGGUCCUCGAUGACGUCUGCAUUUUUUAAUUUUUAUUUUUAUUUUUUGUCCCGACUGUUUGGUUAGCUAAACUUGUUACAGCCAACCAAAAAAAAAAAAAAAAAAACAAUUGUGCACGCAUUAAUACGUUCAGUCAUCAAAUUCUCGGUUUCAAGAUCACUCAGAGGUGGAAUAAAUCGGGUAACCGACGUGUGGAUGCAGUGGCUUGCGAGGACUCGCCGUCGCGCUGCUUGCCGUCAUCCCUUGUGGCUUCGCCACUCAGCUCGCGCUCGUAACAAAGGAGGCAUGCAGACGACAGAUGGCUACUCGGUUUGGGUCUGGAGGCUCUCGCCGCACUCCCUGAUGGGUUUAUUUUUUUGUGUGUGUGUUUAUUUUUUUUAUUUUAUUUUUUCUUUUUGUCUGGUUUCCAUCUUUUCUUGCUUCUCUGGAGACCGAUCGGUUAAUCUAGGUCGCGACGGUGCAUGAUGUCCGUUCCUUUGUUUGCGUGGCCGUUAUUACGGCGCACACGUGGAGCGAGGCUCUGAUGAUGGACACGAUUCCUUUAUCUCCCCCCCCCCCCGCUUUUGUGUUCCAACCCCAUUUCCCGAGUCAUUGACGUCAUGCAAGGUCCCAGCUGACACCCAAGUCGUGCCUUGCCAUCAUCGAUCCGUAGAGGUAAACGAAUGGCGCGUCCUACCAAACGCUGGUAAACAAUUAGAAAUGGUGGAUCAUUCGAAAAAAGACGAAGCCUCUUGUUGACAUGGCAACUUUUAUUCGUAUAUUUUGCGGGUAGUGAUGGAAGUUGUUUCAUCGGCGUUGGCAAAUUAGAGUCAGAAAUGUAUUUUUGGCUCUCAUUUUCAAAAAUGCCUUUUGUCGAGGCCAUCAGGGUUUUGAGAUAAUUUUCUUCUUUUUGUUUGUUUCUUUUUAAACUUGACCCAUAAAAGCUUGCGCAAUAUGUGGCCAUCCAUAGCCAUUAUGUUUCUUUUUUUUUUUUUUUUUUGAAAUCCCACAGUGAUGCCGAAACUAUUAAAUAUCACAAAAUAUUUGACUAUAUUACAUGAAUAUUAUGAUGUAUCAUAAUUAGUAUUAUUGUGCAAACCUGAUGUGGAACAGAAAAAAAAAAAAACAAGGGCGGAUCCUGAAUCGGCACAAAAAGAAAAAGUCAUCUCGGCGUGUUUACUUUUAAAAUGCAGUUGAUAAUUUCGACCGCAAUAACGUGUAAAAAGUCAACCCACGGAACAAACUGUGAUUUUAUUUGUUUUUUUUUUUUUUUUUAAGAAAACUACUUUCCCUGAAAAAAAAAUUCUAUCUACAGUAUUUUAAUGCAGACUGGCUCUAAAUAUUGUGUGCCAAAGAGAACAAACAAAUUCAUUUAACUCAUUCAGUACCAGGCAAUUCUAGACCAAAUCUGAAAAGACGUUUAAAAACGUCUUUGGGAGUGAAUGAGUUAACAGGUACUAUGAAGUACCAAGUACACACAUGAUUUGCUUUAUUAAAAAAAAAUAACGUGGCAAUCAUUAAGUAUCCCGACAUUAGACACCCGUUUGAACAAACCACGAAUAUCCAUUUUUUUAAAAUGAUUUUUCUUUUCUUUAAAUUUUCAAGGUCCCUCCCUCUCUUUGAACGCCAAAGACCAUUUUCCUCGAGUAGCGGGGGGUGUCUCGAGAGCGGCGCAGCAAAUAGCCGACGGCGCCGUCUAAGAAGGAUGAAAGCGAGGGCAGAGGAGGAAGAUGAGGACGAGGUCACGCGGGGCCACCAUGUUAAAGUCGCGGCAUUAGCAUUCGAAGCAGGUCAUUAGCGUCGGAGCGCUCGCCCCCCCCCCCCCCCCCCCUCGAGUGUCAACGAGGCGUGCUCGGCCACCCGUGUCCCGCUAAACAUGCCUGAUUAGCUCCGGUACGAGAAAAUCACUGCCGUCAUGUCGCCUUCCCUGCCUCGAGAGUGACCCGCCCGCGCCCAUCGUUGGAGAAGCUCCCGUCGCAACACCAGUCACAUAAAAACGCACACGCACGAAAAAGGGCCACUUGCACGUUGGAAUUUUGUUUCGGCACUGAAAAGCAAUCGAGAAAAUAGACCCGGCGGACCGCUGUUUUCUGUGACUCUACCCGUCUCUCUCAUUUUUUGCUUUGGAGACUUUCCUUGCCAAUCCUAUUGAGAAUGAGUACAAAAAGAAAAAUGGCGGUUUGGGGCUAACAAUGCUCUAAAUAAAGGGAAACUCUGGACACUUUUUUUUUUCUCUCUAUUGUCGACUAAAAUUGAUGUCAAAGUGCCCUCGGGGUCGCAUUACGAACGUCACAUGACCAAUCCCAGUCAACAAGGGGAGCCGUGACGCUCGCCGGCAUCUACGAUGCUUUGAAAUGCAUCGUGUAAGUCUAUUUUAGUUUUAGUUUUAGUUUUAAACAUAAGAGUGGCGGUGACGAUCAACGACCCCCCCAAGUAUUGUUCACUAUUUGACAAAAUGCUCUUUCUUAUCAAAUGAGUACAUUUUUGCCCACAAGUCAAAGCAAAAAAAAAAACCCAAGUUGAGUUCUGCUCAUGUCAUAAAACUUAAACAAGUCAGGACAUUCUUAUCUCAAGGCGGCCACUGUGUUUGUAUUUGAAUGAAGACACGCCCCUUCACGCCGCCAUUUCCUUUUCAUCCUCAUCCGCUUGCCACCACCUGCCUGUUCCCUCGUAUUUUGUCGUAGCCCCGCAAAUGCUUUUGUUGUCGCGAAAAUCUCUUUUGUGUUCACCAAUUUGACAGGGCAGGGGCAAAGGCUGUUGUGCGCAAAAUUGCUUUUCUUGUACGCCAACAAAACACACAUGAUGGUCUUGGCCGCACCUGUUGCUAUUGAUCAGCUUGUGUGCUGUUGUUGUUGUUCACGUGUCGAACCUUAAAAAAAAAAGUGGGAUGAAAACCACCUACACAAAAUCGGGUCAGAGUCAAUUGAUGACGUCACUGAUGUUUUUUUUUUUCAAACUUAGCCGGUUGUCACGUAAAGACAAUUCAAAAAUCGAGCCCUAUGGCCUCUUUUCUGAAGAAGCAUUCACGUGCUGCUCAAAUGCUGCUUGUUGAGAAGUGAGUUGCGUUCACGGCCGUCAUGCUGCGCUUGUAUCUCAAAUGUUUGUUUGGCAAGUCAAAGAACAACAACAACAAAAAAAAAAAACUCGCCACUCGUAUUUCAAAGCACCACUGUAUGUCUCCAAAACCAAUUGAAUGGGAUGUAAAAUCGAGUCGGAGUCAAUUGAUGAUGUCAUUGAUGGGGUUUAUAUAUACAUGAUGAUUUGCGCGUGUGUGUGUGUGUUUGUGUGAGAGAGAAAAAAAGAGAGAAUCGGAGGUGUUGUGGGAUUGUGUACAUGCGAGCACGACAGGAAUUCCCAAACAGUCAGAUGUUUUUUUUCAAAGUGUAAAGUUAUUUUUAAUCGGCACUGAUCGCCUUUUUUUUGUCAUGUUUGUUUUUCCGAUACUUUGUGAAAUGGCGUGGAAUUUGAUUACGAUUCUUCUGUUGAUGUACGCUUCAGUGGGACAAUGAAGGUGAAGACUAUCAAGUUAGGGUUCGACAAUGAAGUUCAAUGAGGGGCGGUCACGCAGACCUGAGGUUUAAAAAAAAGGGGGGAGCCUCUGUGACGCCCCGCCCCCAGCUGUCAAUCCCGUGACAACCGACCACGUGUACAUAAUUUGAUUCUUUUUGUGUAACUUAAGUGCGGUAGCUGCAUGUCCACACAGCCUCUGUUUGUGCGCGUGUACAGAGUUAGCCACGCGUGUGAAUUUGUACCGUACGUUCGAGUGCGUGCUGCUCAUGUCCGCAUACGUCACACGCGCAUGCGCCAUCCCGCAACUGCGUUCCACACAUUUGCACGACAUUCCCUGACAACGCUACACGUCAAACGACACGACACCACAUCACCAAAAAAGCAAAACAUGACAUGACAGUACUUUACGUUACAAUAGAUUACACCCCAUUAUUUGGACACCACACCGCCUCACAUUACGCGUUAAAUUGCAUAAUACAAUCACACUCCAUGACACUCGACGACACGACGUCGCACAUGACACAACGCUGCAUUACAUUACAUGUGACCAAAUGUGACGCAACACCGCCCCACGUAACAUUACAAAACAACAAACCGCACCACGCUACGCUACAUGGCAAAAAUAUGAAACAAUGUUUCUCUGUGUUAUUUACAUAUAACAAAACAUUACACAACACUGCACCGCAUUGCUAAUGCUACGCGUUACCCUGGAUUACAAUCGACCAUACGUCACCACACUGCAAAAAAAAAAACAACUACAGGACAUUCAUGACAUGACAAACAUUUGUGCACCGUUCCCCAUAUUGCUCUGCCUGUCACUCCACAUGGAGAUUCGACUCUUGUCAGUUUUUCUUAUUCUAAAUAAAACCACUCGGACAUUGAGCCUUUUUUUGUCUUCGUCAAUCUCGAUCAGUGUACGCAAUAAACAAAGUAUAUAACA